CCUUAUCAUUCACCACUCACUCCACUCGCUCAGAGAUCACGGCUUCCUUCCGAACGGAUUGAGAAACGGCUUCUUUCUUCUUCGUCGUCGUCUUCACUCUUCAACGCUCCGAUUCCUGAUUUUCAGUCUUCUUCUUCGUCUAUUGGACUGAACGAACCCGCUUCUUCGUCUUCUUCUACAUUUUAGUUCGCUCCUCCCUCCCGAUUAUUGUUCUCCUCCUUAUAUUUGUUUUUGAGCUCACGGCCUCAGCUCACUCUGCUCGCGCUGCCGUCGCCGCCGUUCCCGUUCCAGAUUGCGAUUUCUCCUUUUCGUGCUCCGCCGUUUCGAGCCCACCGAAGAUUUGAAGGUCACCAUUUCCUUCUAGUGCGGCAAUCUGACUGGUCAGAGUCAUGUUUUUAUCAAGAGCAUUCGGAAGGACACUAUUAGCUGCUGCUAGAUCAGAAACUUCUGCCUCCUCCGCUGCAGCUGCUAAUGCUGCCAGGGAAGGAUAUAACCCUCUUCAGGAGUUCUUUGAGGCAGAUAGGAGCCCAGAUGAUGACAAGCCUGUUGUCUAUGGUCGGAGUUGGAAGGCCUCUGAGCUGCGUCUCAAGUCCUGGGAUGACCUUCACAAACUGUGGUUUGUGUUGUUGAAGGAGAAAAACAUGUUGAUGACUCAACGUCAGAUGCUUCAUGCACAAAAUCUACGCUUUCCUAACCCAGAGCGUGUCCCUAAGGUGAGAAAGUCAAUGUGCCGCAUCAAGCAGGUACUUACAGAGAGAGCAAUUGAUGAGCCGGACCCCAGGAGGUCUGCUGAGAUGAAGAGGAUGAUAAAUGCCCUUUGAUGACUUUAUCUGCUCUUUGAGGUCUGUUGAUGCACUAUAAUGUUGCUUUCAAGGUCGCAAGAUUGCUUACUCAAGGGGGUUUAUUUGUCUAGAAAACACUGUUUAGAGGGCUUCUGCUGGCCUGUUUAUGGUUUUAUGUUUGCUUUACCUUGUCUUGAGGUGAGGGGUUAUUAUUUACGAGGCAGAUAAUGACUUGUAACUUGCCCUGCCCAAACGGUGUUCCAAACAACGUUCUAGGAAGGCAUCCUCUUUUUUGGUCCCCCAUUACCUGAUGGAGGAAACGGGAAUAAGUUAAUAGCAUGAGUUUCUUGUAUCUCAUUACGUCAUCUUUGGAAUAAAAAACUGAAAACUAUAUGAAGAUUAAAAGUUUGGAAAUG
Molecule: messenger RNA, 1198 nt
Organism: Prosopis cineraria
Lineage: Eukaryota; Viridiplantae; Streptophyta; Magnoliopsida; Fabales; Fabaceae
Exons: 4
Coding region: 390-821 (143 amino acids)
Biological process (GO): mitochondrial translation
Cellular component (GO): mitochondrial ribosome; mitochondrial large ribosomal subunit
Molecular function (GO): structural constituent of ribosome
Source: RefSeq, a predicted model, not a curated record